UUGCUGCCAGAAAACGGUGGACAAACUUCCGGCUUGAUCCUGUUCUAAAGAUUUAAAAUGUACUGGAAGGGGAUAUUAAACCUUACGCUCAAACUUUGUGCUCGCUGUUUGCUCGGUGGAGCUUCGGUUGAAUCUGAUAUCUUCUUAAAGGGACAGCUCUUAAUUUCUGCUUGCAGAGCACACAGAGAGGACGUGAUGUUCAGGCCACAUGUGAGUGUGAAAGCUAUAGGGCGGCUCGGUCACAUCAAGAUGAAACCAGACUUCACUACUUGGAGGAAACUGGCAGGUUUGCAGCAGCUUACAGGGAAAGUUCGGUGGAUGAGCAACACCAGACCCGCUCCUGUUUUGACAGCCGCUCCUGUUCGCGCCCUCGUUGACGAGCAGAUCAUCAUUAGAGGGCACUUCCUGCCCCCACGCUGUCCCGUCACUGUGCAUGCAAGAAUGCACUGCGACGAGGGAGUCCUAUGGGAGUCAAUCGCUCAUUAUAACACAGAUGAGAGGGGAACUUUUAGCUUAACUCGUGAUCUUUCAGUUGGAGGCUCCUAUUUGGGCUGCGAGCCGAUGGGACUCUUCUGGAGUAUGCGGCCAGCUCCUGGAGGAAGAGAAGGUUUAAGACUGAGGAAGAAGAAUGUGGAGAGUCCUUACAUGGUGCAUGUUUCUCUGCUGGAAGGCCACGUCUCAGCCAGCGAAGGGCAACGCUCUGAGCUGGCAGCGGUGACUGCUGAACGGUGGUACAUCGCACCAGGAGUGAAGAGGAUAGAGAUUAAUCAAAAUGGACUCGUAGGAACAUUGUUCAUACCACCUGGUCCAGGCCCGUUUCCAGCCAUGUUGGAUCUGUGGGGAAUGGGUGGAGGACUGCAGGAAUACCGCUCCUCUCUCCUUGCAUCCAGAGGCUACGCUAGUUUUUCUCUUGCCUACCUUGGGCACAAAGAUCUGCCUGGCCCACUAAACCGUAUCAAUGUCAGAGAUUCAUAUUUUAAGGCUGCCUUCCUCCUGCUUCAGGAUCACCCUCAGGUCGUCUUUGGCCUCUCCUUCGGAUGCUACUUUAUGCUUCGCAUCGCCACCAAAACCGGAGUUAAACCAUCUUGUUUGGUUUGUAUCAACGGCCCUGUGGGAGCCGUUGAUACAAACUACGCAGUGUCACUCUUGAAAUCAGACGGCAGGACAGAAGAGUCUGACAGUUCCCAGACAUUUUGGAAUUUUGAUGAUGAGGGCUGUGUCAUUUUCAAAGAUGUCACUCUGCCUGCUAAUAUUCCUCCUGACAAGUUUCUUAAGGUGGAGAAGCUCGACUGUCCUCUGAUGUACAUAGUGGGUGAAGAUGACCUGACUACUGCGAGCAUUGAGAACGCAGAUCUGAUUGAGGAGAGGUUAAGGUUUGCAGGUAAAUCCCACCUGUUCACCCGCUUGUCCUACCCCGGCGCUGGUCACCUGAUUGAGCCGCCCUAUUCCCCGAGUGCAAGAGCGUCCAUGUGGUCUGUCAAACCCAAGAAAUUGAUCACGAUGUGGGGCGGCCACCCUGCACCGCACGCUGCUGCCCAGGAAGAUGCAUGGAAGAAAAUGUUGGAUUAUUUGGAGAAAAAUCUGAGAAGCUGAAUAUCUGGAGAGAUGCUGGAUUUGAGGAAUGUUUAUACGAAGAAACGUAAAUUGGAGCUCAAGUUCAAUUUGCACAAAAAUGGACAAGUUAAUUUGUUGCAAUGCAGUAAAUUGUAGAUCAUCCACAAAAGAGAGCCGCUUGGUUUUAGCUGUUAUUCUAGUGCCAACCACUGGACACACAUCAGCGAGGAGGAAAUUCACAGCAGCAGCAAAUCUUUACAUAUAUUAUGUUUUAUAAAACUCCUGUAGAAACCGAGCUGCUGCUGGAUGAUGGUUUCUGAACCAUCAUCCAGGUACGGAAGAUGGUUCCCAAAUACUGAUCCAAAUACUGGGCAUUUCAUUUCAAGCAGCAAAGUUCAUAAACUACUGAACUGUGCAAAAAUGUACCAAUUCCCCAAGCAGAAUAAAUCAUGUUAUGAAAAA
Molecule: messenger RNA, 2016 nt
Organism: Xiphophorus couchianus (Monterrey platyfish)
Lineage: Eukaryota; Metazoa; Chordata; Actinopteri; Cyprinodontiformes; Poeciliidae
Product: bile acid-CoA:amino acid N-acyltransferase-like
Biological process (GO): fatty acid metabolic process; acyl-CoA metabolic process
Molecular function (GO): fatty acyl-CoA hydrolase activity
Source: RefSeq, a predicted model, not a curated record